Durusdinium trenchii is the source of this 315-nucleotide messenger RNA. Lineage: Eukaryota; Dinophyceae; Suessiales; Symbiodiniaceae. The record is from the annotation of a GenBank genome assembly.
AUGGCACGCCGCAGCAUUUUGGCGCCUGUGCUGGUCUUGGCCUGCUUUUCCGCAGCGGCCUGGACUUUCGUGGCACCUCCGCGCGCGGAGCAGCUCGCCCCUGCCGCGCUGCUCGCGGCGUCGGCCGCCGCAGUGGCACCUGCGGCCGCGCAGGCGGUCGAGUUGCCGCAGGAGCUGGGCUCCAGCUUGAGCCUUGCAGCACCUUUGGAGACAGUGAUGCUGGGCAUUGUCUUGGGCACUGUGCCCAUCACCGUGUUCGGCCUGUUGGUGUCCGCGUGGUUGCAGUUCAAGAAGGGCCCCACCUUGGGCAUUUGA